UGAAUUUUGCAUAAAAAAUUACAAUGCUAGGAAACAUAGUAUCCUGAGGCGCGUGGUCGAAAAGUAUAGUAUAGACGAAGGUUUUUAGUGUGCGUGAGGUGGUGGGGGCGUGAGUGCGUGCGCCCGGCAUAAGGAACUGCCGGGUAGGGAGCUCGAACUAGGGGACUCGCACGCACACCACCAAGCUAGCGUUACAUUGUGAUCCUGGAAUGAAACUACGUUACGUAGCGGGACGCGCACACGUGCACAAUACACAAGCGCCCGUUUACUGCUCAUUCGCGUCCCCCUGCAGUUGGUUGCCUGUGCGAGCGGGUGACUCCGCGUUCAUGGCACGCUGUAAAACAACUCACUUCACUCUGUUCCACUCAAACUAGUUGUGUUCGAGACUGUGUACGUUACACGCGUUCCGUGACUCGACACGGGCAGUCUCCUUUGUUCUGUUGCUUUAGAAAUAAGUGCAAUGUAAAAGUUGUUCAUGAAAACAAAGUUUAGAAUCGAGUGAAUGGGCGAGGUCACCGGUCUUCGUAUAAUAAAACGGCCGCCGUGCAGUGCGGUAGAGGCGAAGUCCCGCGCAGACUCCGAACGCGAUACAAAAAAUAAACUCGUUUCGUACUUCUAAAUUACUCGGAUGACAGAAACUUUAACGCUAAACAUAUCCCGCCAUUUAUUCGAAUACUUCCUUUUCCGGCGAGUGUUAUAUCGUACAAAAAAAAACAAUGUGAGGAGUUGAAAAGGGCACGGAGCACCGGCCUUUUGGCACACAUUACUAAUAGUGUGAAGUGAUGCUUUAUGAGUCAUUGCACGUUGCGAUGUGAAUGAAAUGAUGAAUGUACAACCGAGCGAACCAGCUAAGUGGCAGCGUGGAGGAUUCCUCUUCUCCCUUAACCGAAGCUUUCGGCUGAAUGUCAAAUCGAAAAGCACCAAUAACUCACCUGUGGAAAAUAAACAAACAGGACAAACUAUGACGGCGCUCAUGUCGGGUCUUAAUUCAACCGGCGAUGGUUCAUUAGCUCUGAGGCCUCUUGAAAUAGUCGCUCCACGCAUCGACACCUAUCGGUUCUCGAUGGCAAAUCUCGAAGAAACGCAAGACGCUGAUCUUGACGCCAUUCUGGGCGAACUAUGCGCUCUCGAUUCCGAAUAUGACGAAGAAUUAUCUAGAGUGUCAUCAGGCUUUGCAUCCGGAUCAAAAGACAGGGUACCGAGAACCACUGAGCCCUGUACCGUGCGUCAGGAGAAGGACAACAGCGAUGCGGCUUCGGGGAUCACGCGCACCGAGUCCCCGGACAAUGACUCCGCUUUCAGUGACACAGUAUCCAUGCUUUCGAGCGAAUCUUCGGCUUCUAGUAGCGCGAGUGCGAAAUGCAAAGCCUUAAAAUUGAAUUUACAUCAAAAUCAAAAGGACGCGAGCUUCCAACAAAAGGCGGACAAGAUUAAAUUAGCAUUAGAGCGCAUGCGAGAAGCAAAUAUCAAGAAACUGUUCAUAAAAGCGUUUUCAAUGGAUGGAUCUUCGAAGAGUUUAUUGGUUGAUGAGAAAAUGACUUGUGGAUAUGUGACGCGUUUGCUGGCGGACAAAAACCACGUUAAUAUGGAACCGAAGUGGGCAAUAGUUGAACACUUGCCUGAUCUCAAUAUGGAACGAGUGUACGAGGACCACGAAAUGUUAGUAGACAAUUUAAUGUUAUGGACGAGAGAAUCGAAAAACAAAAUAUUGUUUGCCGAAAGGCCAGAUAAGAUUUCGUUGUUCCAAGCCCCCGAAAAGUUUCUACUGAACGAUAACGAUCGGGGUCGUUCAAGUGAACAAGACGAUCACUCAAGGCAAGUGAUGCUAGAAGAAUUUUUCGGACAAAACGGUGCCGGAGCCAGUACUGUCCCUUCUGUAUCCGGACAUCCGGUCCCGCCGAUGGAGGGACCACUUUACCUGAAGAACGACUCCAAAAAAGGAUGGAAAAAAAUUUACUGCGUCCUCCGACCAUCAGGGCUUUACUACUCGCUCAAAGACAAGGUGAAAACGUUGAAAGAACUCGUCUGCUUGGCCACUUUCGACACCAACGAAGUAUACAUAGGUCUGAACUGGAAGAAGAAAUACAAGUCCCCAACAGACUACUGCUUCGCUAUCAAACAUCCGAGACUCCAGCAACCGAAAAGCGUCAAAUUUAUCAAGUUCUUGUGCGCUGAAGACCAGCAGACAAUGGAAAGAUGGAUGACAGCUAUGCGAAUAGCUAAGCAUGGAAGGCAAUUGCUUGAAAAUUACCGGUCCUUAGUUGAGGAGCUCACUCAAGAAGAUUUAGAUCAUCUUGCUCACGCGCGUUCUUGUUCCAUUACUUCAAUACCGACAAAAACGAACAACGGUGUGACAAACAUAAAUAGUCCAGCUCAAUCAACGUCAAGCAACAUGAGUGUUGCCAACUCGGACAUUAGCAGCGGGAGACAUUCGCGUGCUUCUUCAUCGAGCUCGAGUGGUUGUCUAUCGGAUGGAGGUACUGCUUCUGAAAGCGCUUUCGACUGUGAAUUUCCUAUGGGUACAAUAAAACGCAAACCAUCUAUGAAACCCAACAUUCCGCUAACGUGGAUGACUCGACAAUUGAAAGAGAUGGUGGAGAAAGACGAUAUUACUUCAGAGGCUGACGGUAUCGGUGAUUCGGGGACACUCACCAGGAAGCCCAGGAAGAAUCGCUGUGAUGACUCUACACUGAAGCGCCAUCAUAAUAUUGAUUCAACGGAUACUAGUGUGUAUGGCACAGCUACUACCGUGAGCAUUACAAGUACAGAAAGUCCAGUCCGAAAGGAGCCUGUUUCUCCGACGUACGAUCACUAUGACACAAUAACUCGCGACAGCUCCUUCAGAAACAGUACAGACAAUAGUUCAUCUCUGUACGGAUACACCACAAUAUACGACAAAGUGCAGAAACAACAAGCUGAAUGUACCGUUGAAGAUUUGCCUUUGCCACCGCCCCCUGUCGUUGCAGAUGUCCCAGACGCAAUGUUCAGUUCAACACUGAGCCUCGACAGCCUUCCUCCACCGCCGCCACCGCUGGACGCGAUUGAGGAUUUGUCGGGAUCUCUACUAAGCCUUCCCCCACCACCACCCGAGCACGCCAUGGAGGCCAACAGUGGUCGAGUGCAAGACAUCGUCAGUCAACUGACGGCACAACAAAUAGAACAAGCUUCGCGAGCUGGUCAAUGCAGAGUUACAGCUCGAACAAGUGAGCCGACCCGUUCCUUCCCGAGGCAACCCUCUCUCGACAGCGUCCACUCGGAGGCUUCGCGUAGCUCGUCACUCCCAUCUGACAAAAGCAUUUAUGGCCCGCAAAACGUCGCGUAUGGGGCCUGCCUAGUCGAGUUGCAGACUAAAAAAUUAAGCAGCCCCUCCAUUCAAAAAAAGGUGAUCACACAAACUGAACCAACGAAGGAGCGAACGGGUUCUAUAAAAAAAGUUAAUUUUGCCGAUGACUUACCGACGUGCUCCGAAAAGAAGGUCAAAAAGAUCUCGUUCAAUCUCAAAGAGCAACCUCCGCUUUCGCCGCGGAAACCGCCCCCGCCGAAACGUAACGAAAGCACUCGACUUACAUCACCGAAAAAGCUAGUCGAUUCAAACAGUAAUCCUCCAAAGGAAUUUCUAAAAGAUCUGCAGAGGGUGAUGCGGAAAAAAUGGCAAGUCGCACAAAAGUGUAAACUCGAACCGGCAACAACUCCGCACGAGGUACUUGGUUUCCGUGAAUAUCCACUUGCGGAUGAUUACAAAGAGACGAGCGUGUCGAUGUGGGUGCAGGAGCACUACGGCAGCGGCGUGGAGGACCCCUUCUACGAGAACGUGUAUAGUGCGGAACAGACGGCAGUGCGACGCGAGGAACCCAAGCCCAUAAAGAAGCGUCCACCACCAGCACCGCCGCGACGGAGCGACUCCACGCACCUGUCCACGCACCCGCACGCCUCAGCCGUACAGCCCACCGCUUGAAACGCGACCUCCUACAAAUACCACUCAACGGCAAUUAAACGAAAUGUUGAUUCUAAGAGGAAAGCAAAAAAAACAUAGACAAUUAAGGUUUGAAAAACUUAAAUGUUUAAAUUUGGGUGUUAAAAAUAAUAUUAGGAGAGUUUAAUAUGAAAAUAAUUCUCAGUGUACCUAUCGUCACUAUAUUCCAUCCGGAUAUUCAUAACGUCUACGCUCUCUUUAGGUGAAAACUGACGUAAUUUAUUAAAAAUUACGAAUAAAAAAUUUUACAAAAAAAAAAACUAAGUAUAUUAAGACCAAAAUUUUGAUAUUGUUCACAUUUAUAAGACUUUCUUUAGGACAGUUAUUGUAUGGUUAUUUGUAUGGAGGUGCUAUUGUAAAGUUGUAUACUAAGGUAUAUGAAGGGAUUUGUUGUAAGUUUACUUGUAACUGAAAAUGAAAGUGACAUUUCGAUAAUUGUAUGUUAGAAUAAAGUCACGCAUUGGCAGCCGAUCUAUUGGAUUCGAUAUAAAAUUUUAACUUUAUUUUAUUUUCAGCAGUUACAAGUAAACUGAGGAAGGAAGCGAAGUUGGAGUUUGAUGAUUUUAUUUUACGUUCCUAGUCAAUAUGCACAUGAUUUCGCGGAUAUUUAUGAACAUUUUUUUUGGAUUUUAUAUUUCUAAAUAAUUUUAUUGUUUUUAGAAAAUUUAUAUUAACACGCGACGAUAAAAUGUAUGUUGAUCUUAUUAUUUUCACAAAUAUAUGCUAACACUUCACCACGAUAAAUGAAAGAAAGUUGCAUUUCAAUUAUGUAGAUGAGGUUCUUUUAAUUCGAUAUGCGAUUCAUUCACAAAUCGUUUUAACCGUUUAUUCUUCAUAAAGUGUUAUAAUUUUAAAUGAUUUCUCACACUCUUAGUUCACACUUUGAGAUAGUAUUAGAUUAUAGUUUUAACUGUAUAGGGAUUUUAAAUCUUCUCAUUAAAAUAACAACGUUCUGUUGUCUCAAAUUAACCAAUUGUAUGAACGAGACCUAACCAGUGGAAUCUCGGUAAUCCCUCGUCAUAAAUGUUGUUACAGUCAUUCCAUAAAUGAAUUUUUACUUAUCGACGCUUGAAAGGCAAACGUGACUAAGCGACAAUGCGUGAACUUUACAGUAGACUAAUUUAAAGUCGAAAUACCUGAAAACAAAAUUUAUUUUAACGAAUCUAGCUGUAAUAGAAUCUAGCUAGUAGCUAGAUUCUCUAGUAGUAGCUAGUAGCUAGGAUUGAAAUGAUUUUAAUAGACCUAGAAAUAUAUAUUUUUUGCGCAUCGAAUAUGGUUAUUGCCUAUCAUUUCUGUACAAAGCAGUUAU
Messenger RNA from Bombyx mandarina (wild silkworm), 5282 nucleotides. RefSeq names its product ras-associated and pleckstrin homology domains-containing protein pico (gene pico). The record is from RefSeq and is a predicted model, not a curated record. Gene Ontology annotation, biological process: signal transduction. Lineage: Eukaryota; Metazoa; Arthropoda; Insecta; Lepidoptera; Bombycidae.